AUGGCGCACGACGAGGAGGAGGGCGAGAUGGAGGGCAGUCGGAACGGGAUCUCGCAAGACUCGACGACUUCGCCCCCUCAGCGCUCGAGCGGUCCGUUACGCCGCACAUCCUCGUUCUUUCGCUCUCUCGUCAACUCGACCCGACCGAAACCCCGCCGCGCCCGCUCGUCCAUCCUCCUCUCGAGUUCAGCAAUCUCGCCGCCUCUUCCGCUCGACCCGCCGCCUAAGGUCGCACCGAUCCGAACGAGAGCCACGCUUGUCCAGGUCGGAGUGUUGGCGCAGAUGGUCGAAGAACAAGCGGGGUCGGGGUGGAGCGGGACGGGGACGAGCUAUCCCUCUGGGUCGACUUCGCUUCGAGGUGCUGCGACGUCAACGCCCGAGCGUACCGUCAAGCGGAGGCGCUCGCUGGGUAACUUGCUCAGACGGACGCCGUCGAGCCUCGGUCAGCACGUCGAGGACGAACCGGUCGUUGCGGACGAGACUUCGACACCGGCCUCGCCAAGCAGGGACGUCGGCGUCGCCCUCACAACCGACACGCCCAGUCGUCGCGCAGGCCUCAAUCGCCGCUCCCUCGUCUCGUCCGUCUCGACUCCGCAGCUCCGCUCUCGAAUCGCGUCCAUCGCUUCAGAAGCAGCAAUCGAGUCGCCCGCAAGCUCUCCGCCGCAACCGCCGUUCCGCAGAGUCGCACAGGCGGAUCAGCCUCCUCCCCGCCCGCCGCCGUCUGUUCCGCUCCCGCCCAUCCCGCAGAUCAACACGAUUGCACCGACGCCUGGCACGACUCCAGCAAGUCACAAGACGGGCACAGGCUUGCGACGUCGCGAUACGGCACCGUCCGUCUUCCAGCCGUCGAGCUACAAAGCGCCGCCAGGUCUCGCUGCGGAAACGCCUGAACCGCCUUCGCCUCUCCGCGCCGAAAGCCGCGCCUCUUUCCGCUCGGUGACCUCAAACGGUCCAGCCCCGCCGAGACCACAACGUUCUCCCCUCCGCCCAGCUCCCUCCCGCUCCGCUUCGCCCCUGCCUUCCGCCUCGAGCGCGCCGCAUCGUCCGACGACGCUCGCGCCGCCCGUCUCGUCCGCCACUUUACCCAGUUCGGGCUCGUCGCCGCUCCGCCAGCGUCUCUCGAAGCUUCCGUCCGAGGAACAGCGCGAGACGGAGGAGAAGGUCCCGCUCGCGAGUCUGUACCUUGUGGCGGGGCUGUCGAAGGACCCGCAGACGUGGGUGCGGUCGAGGAGCGAAGACGGAGCGGGCGAGAGGAGGUGGAAGGCGGAGGUGUUGGGUGUCUUGACCGGCGACGAGGAGAAGCGCGAUAGCGACAUCAAGCUUGUCAGGCUCGACCGGGCGGAGCGGGAGAAGGUGACGCAGAAGGCGUUGAAAAUGUCGUUCCGCCACGACGUCGAGCUCGUCUCUUCGCCCACUCAGCCGCCAGCGACGACCUCCUUCUUCUCCUUCGCCACCUCUUCUUCAACUGCGCCGCAGCAGAAGCAGUACCAUGCCGUGGCGCUGAAGGUCUGGUCGCAAGUCGAGUCCGCUCGCGCCGCCGCAAUCGUCUCGAGACUUAGACGCGACGGCUCGGCAGGCGCAGACGCGGUCAAGCAGGCGAAACGGACGACGAAGCUUGGGCGGCGCCUGAGUCACCAACUCAUUGAGCAGAUGGAGGGUUUCGAGGAUACGGACGGGAUUGAGGUGCCCUCGAGCGGAUUCGCGACCGAGACGGACGGUCGGGACUCGGCUUCGGACGGGAUCGCUGGUGAGCGCAGCGAGUCGCUCUGGAUGCCCUACUGCAUCAUCCUAGUCUCGACGUUUCCGAUCCAUAUUCUUCUCAGCGACGUCCUCCGUCUGUCGUGGGCCCUGUACCAUCAGGACCUCGCGAUGCACAAUGCCCAAAUGGACGUCCUCCUGAGCAGCCCAGCGCCUCGAGCGGGCGAGCGCAUCGUCGUGCCGAUCAGCCUCGAGGAAGAGCAUGCGGACACGACCUUCGUUGCAAUCAUGCCCGGCGAGAUCGACUGGGCGACUGGCUCCCUCCGCCAACUACAUCUGCCGAUUUGGCCCGUCUUCAAGGCGUUGCACCUCGACAACAUGCUCACCAUCGCAGAACUCGCGCUCGCGCCCUUCGGCAAGAUCGCCUUCGUUAGCCGCCACGACUUGCUUCUCGACUUGUCGGUCUACGUCUUUCAGCAGAUCCUCGAGGGCCAAGGCUGGAGAGGUCUUGUUCAGGCCUCAGCGCAUGUCCGCGAUCUUACCGUCUACCUAGACGACUCGGGCCCCUGGCUUAUCGGCGCGCCCUUCUCCGCCCGCGCUCUUCUCGCCAGCCUCGCUCCGGAUGUCGCAGUCGUCGACCUCGACAACAACCUCGUCACUUGCUCGAAACCGCCAAGCGGAGCACUCUCGAAAAGUCCCGUCCGCGACAAACUGCUGCGCGCCCUCGAAGCAGCGAUCGGCAACAUCGGCCGCAACUUCGUGCCGAAGGAGGUCGUCGAGGCGUUCUCGCACGGUCGCUUUCGACCUUUCUCGCUUGUCGAGGUCGCAGGCCAGCCCCGCGAGGCCGAGCGUCUUCUCCCCGAUCCUGCUUGGCAAUGGAGCGACACCCGCGCUCUUUCCGCCUUCUCCAACACCCUCUCGCAAACGCCCCGAGCCGGACUCGUCGGUCGAGUUCUUCGACUUACGAGCCCUCGCAAGAGCGUCAGCCUCGACCACCAGACCCUCCGGAUGCAGGUCCUCCUCCGCAAGAACGUCGAGGCGUGCGUCGAGCAGCGCGACACACUCGAAGCCGAUUACGGCCGCGCGAACAGGAAACUCGCCGUCUUGAUUCAGCAGAGCCUCGAGUGGCAGGAGUCGUUUGCCGUCUUCAAGGAGUUCUCGGAGCGCGCUGCCCUCCAGGUCGUCGAGCUGCGGGACCGUUUGGCGGCGGAGCACGACACGACUGCGCAACUCAGCGGGCAACUCGUGCAAGACCGCGAGCGACGCAUGCGACUCGAAGCCAGUCUCGAGGCAGCCGAGCAAGCCAGGCUCGACGCCAUCACCGAGCUCAGCCGGAUCAGCGCCAUGCGUCGCCGCGUCGAGGAGCAGCGCGCGCUCUUGUCGCAGGGGGUGCGGGCGGUAAUCAGCGGCGCCAAAGACGAGACAAGCCCGAUCUACCAAGCCGUUGCAGCUCGCAUCGACGGCAUCUCGCACCGCAGCCAGACGCCAUCGCUCUCGCCUCGCUCGACUGACCAGCUCCAAUCACCUACGGAUGAGCAGGCCGCCCAGCUGAGUGGACGCUCCGAUACGCCGGACCUUGUUGUCGAUGGCGAGAAGAUUCGGGCGGCCACGCAGGAGGUCUUCCGGGUCAUCUCGUCCAGGCUUUCACUUGCCCUGCAGGCCGUUGGCGAGUCUACGGCGGCGGACGCGUUAGCGCAGUCGACGUCGGUCGCUUCCUCGGUCGGGACCACGUCGCCUUCGCGAUCAGCCAUCAGCGACGAUGCGACCCUCGUCUCGUCGACUUCCGCCCCUGCUCGCCCUGCCUCCCCCGACAUUGGCCCGUUCUCUAAGCCAUCGUCGACAAGCCCUUCCGCCUCGCCUGUCCUCAGCUUCCAGCCGAAACCUCUCCACCUGACCCCGCCAGUCACGCCCGAAGUCAGCGAUCCGAACACGCCUUUCUCCUUCGUAACCAUACGGCCUCGUCACCGCCGUAUUGCAUCUGGUUUCUCGUCGCACGGCCGCCAGAACUCGCUUGGUGCAGCCUCCGUCCUCAGCUCGGCCAGCUCGGAUGCCAGCACGCCGCUCGCCACUCCCAUCAGCCGGUCUUUCACGUCGCCCACUCUCAAUCGCUCGACUCCGCCUUUCCACAAGUCGACCUUGUCGCGCUCGGCAUCUUCGCCGCUGCCAAUGCACGAGGAGAGCGACGCCGAAGACGACGCCCAGAGCUUCGUUAGCGUCAGCGAAGGCUACACGGCUUUGCACGCCAGUCGCGCGCAUACUCCGGCCUCGAUGCGGACCAGCAACCAUUUCGAGCUCGAGGAACUCGCCGACAACGUUGCAGAAACGCCGGAGCGCCGCGACGGUUUCGCCCACUCGAGGCAGUCGUCGUGGUCGAUCGAUGCGCCGCCUGUCGCGCUCUUUACUCGCAGCGGAUCGAUCAGGUCGCUGAACAAGCGGUGGAGCGUCAACAUGGAGGGACGAGUGAGGACGGCGGUCGAGCACAUCGAGCAGUCGUCCAGGCCGUAG
This is a messenger RNA of Rhodotorula toruloides NP11, 4203 nucleotides long. Its product is annotated as DENN domain protein. Gene Ontology annotation, cellular component: cytoplasmic vesicle. Gene Ontology annotation, biological process: regulation of Rab protein signal transduction. The record is from RefSeq and is a predicted model, not a curated record. Lineage: Eukaryota; Fungi; Basidiomycota; Microbotryomycetes; Sporidiobolales; Sporidiobolaceae. The transcript has 10 exons. The coding region runs from base 1 to 4203 and encodes 1400 amino acids.